This is a messenger RNA of Fusarium odoratissimum NRRL 54006, 1620 nucleotides long. RefSeq lists its product as uncharacterized. The coding region runs from base 385 to 1620 and encodes 411 amino acids. The record is from RefSeq and is a predicted model, not a curated record. Lineage: Eukaryota; Fungi; Ascomycota; Sordariomycetes; Hypocreales; Nectriaceae. The transcript has a single exon.
AACUCUUUCUUUCUCACAGAUCUUAUGAUAAUAAAAUUACCUACCAUCAUGACGCUAAUAAAUCCUGAGACAACCGGUCUCGUCUAUCUCUCUGGUGAUAUUCUAGUUGAAAUCUUCUCUUACUUUUGCCUGCACUGUCGAGGCGACCUACGACCUGUUAAAGGCGUCGGAACCCCGCAUCAGCAUAAGCAACGUCGUGAGCCUCAGCAACUCGACCAAAAGUCGUGGUAUUAGAUCGAUAAAUAUGCCUUAUUCUCGCUCGCUGCCUCUCGCAAAGCGCUUCAUCCCAUUGCAGAGGAUAUCCUGUACCAUGACUUUGCACCCGGUUAUGGCGACUCUGAACUGUCCGAGCUUUAUACCUAUGGCCACAGACUGAACCAAUUCAUGCGCAACGUUGGAAGACGCAAAGACCUCGCUGAGAAGGUCCGCAUGAUCUUCGUUCAUCCAAAGCACUCCAACCUGGAUGUGAAACAAAUCGUACUGUCUUUGAAGCAGGGUGCCGCUGAUCUGGGCAUCGAUAUUGUGAAAGCUUGGCGGUACCGGGCAAAACACUUUAUGAACCCUUGGAGGCCUGCGCGGAGAACAAGAUGGGGAGAGGAAGAGUAUCUAUUCAUGCUCAAUUCAGCCUUCACCGAUGAAAUCUUAGAGUAUCCAGCACUAAGUUAUCAUGUGGGAACGAAUAAUUUCUACAAGGUUUUGCACCAUGAGCUCAUCCCAAUGCUGAUUGCAUUACUCCCCAAGCUGGGUCACAUCAUUUACAAAUCCAACUCCAUAUUUGACAGCUUUAAAAAUACCGCUCUUGAAGCUCUAGGAGUGACAGAGCUCCCACAUCUUCGGACAUUGGAAAUAGACAAGGAUCUAUUUUCCAUUCUCAAAAGGGCACCGGAUUUGGAACGGCUUGACAUUAUCACCUCUCCCUUUUUUGGGAAGGCUGGAGACUCACUCGGCGAACGGUCUAAGAUCAGAACUCUCCGAUUGGAAAACAUAUCAUCCCCUUCAGCGCUCAGCGAACCACUAUCAUUCGCAGCCAAGGACCUUCGGUCGCUCGUUAUUGAAUCUUGUGAGAAGUUUACAAUGAGAUUCUCUGAGUUCUCAAUGCCCGGGUUCUCUGCGGAUGUUAUUGAAAAGAUACGCGAUUAUCGGCACAGUUUGGAGACGUUACACUUGGACCUUCGCGACGUGAUUGAAAGCUCUCCCUCCUACCCUCCCGACUGCACGUUUCAUGACUUUGAGAAGCUUGAACAUGUCUUUUUGAACAAGCGGCUUGUUUUUCACACUUUACGCGAUCUCGAGGGUAUUGAUGGCCCGACGGUGGAGGAUCGUCAUGCAAUUACCCGGCUAUUAGCACCGUCGAUAGUAUCGCUGCACUUGGUCUGGGACGGUCUUGAUAUUGACCGCCUCGAACAAGGAUUGAUGGGACUUGUUGAUGCAACGACUGAUCGCUUUCAACAUCUGAAGCUUGUUGGUCUUGACUACGAGGAGAGGCUAGAUGAAACGGUUCAUCAUGCCAUGCUUGAGGCUGGUAUUGAGUUCACAUACGAGCGUUGGCCAGUUUCUUUUGAGAGUGGGCCAGGUGCGGAAGAACCUGAUGAUGAAUGGAUAGGUUAUGGGAUCCAAUGA